GAAGCGGAAGAGGCUGACGGGCCGGGAAGCCUGUCUCCGGUCUGGCCGGGUCCCCGGGACCGGCCGCCCGCCGUGAUGCCGAGCCCCCGGAGGACCAUCGAGGGGCGGCCGCUGGGCUCCUCGGGCGGAAGCAGCGUCCCAGGCAGCCCGGCCCACGGCGGCGGCGGCGGCAGGUUCGAGUUCCAAUCGCUGCUGAACUGCCGCGCGGGCGCGGAUCCCGCCUGCGCCCGGCUGCGCGCGUCCGACAGCCCGGUGCACCGGCGCGGCUCCUUCCCUCUGGCCGCCGCGGGCCCCGCACAGGCAGCCCCGGCCCCGCCGCCGGAGGACGCCCGCAUGAACUUGAACCCGUCCUUCCUGGGCAUCGCCCUGCGCUCCCUGCUGGCCAUCGAUCUAUGGCUGUCCAAGAAGCUGGGGGUGUGUGCUGGGGAGAGCUCGGCCUGGGGCAGCGUGCGACCCCUGAUGAAGCUGCUGGAGAUCUCGGGGCAUGGCAUCCCCUGGUUGCUCGGCACCCUCUACUGCCUGCUUAGGAGCGACAGCUGGGCCGGACGCGAAGUGCUGAUGAACCUGCUCUUCGCCCUGCUGUUGGACCUGCUGCUGGUGGCUGUGAUUAAAGGGCUGGUCCGCAGGCGCCGACCCGCGCACAAUCAGAUGGACAUGUUUUUCACCCUCUCGGUGGACAAGUACUCCUUUCCCUCGGGCCAUGCCACGAGGGCCGCUCUGGUGUCGCGGUUCAUCCUGAACCACCUGGUACUGGCCAUUCCACUCAGGGUGCUGGUGGUCCUGUGGGCCUUUGUCUUGGGUCUCUCCAGGGUCAUGCUUGGGCGCCACAACGUCACUGAUGUGGCUUUUGGCUUUUUUCUGGGCUACAUGCAGUACAGCAUUGUGGAUUAUUGCUGGCUGUCACCCCACAAUGUUCCAGUUCUUUUUGUACUGUGGAAUCAACAGUGACAACAUCUCAUUGAUUGUUGGCACCACAAGGUCUGAAGGGUUCCACAUUCGAGGAUUCUGACCUAAGCCAGAGCCAUCCAGUCGCCCCUCAGACAUUUUGGGCGGCCUUUGGGAAUUCUGGGAUCCCACUGUCUUGACAAGUUUCCUAGACCGGAGCUCAUGCUGGCUAUUACUGAACACUGGCCAUACUAGAGAAACAAAGUCUAUUGUGUAUGUAUUCGACAGCUAUCUAUCUCCAAGACAACUGCAAAGAUAUCAAGCUGGCUGACUAUGUGAUUACUAUUUAAAGUUGACAGAAUAGUGUUAAUGAGUAAUUACACCCCCCCAAAAAAUGUUGUUACUUGUAAAUUGAAUUUUAAGAGCCAUUAGCUAGAUAAACCAUGUGCUAUUCCCAGCCCUUUACCUAGAUUUUAAACAAUAUUUUAAAAGUUCAAGACAGAUUUUUUUCCCCCAGUUUACUCUCUGAACAUCUGUUGCUAUAACUGAAGCUUUUUCCUUGUGCUUCCUUAAGCUCUCCCACCUUCGUGGACUUGGUAGUAAGAGGUUCCAGGGAGUACUUGCCUUUCUUCUCCCUGUACCUCUCAAACGGUCUUUAGAUAUUUACUUUCCACUACUCUUUAACAUUAUCUUUUAGCACUCAGAACAGACCAAGAUGUCAAAGAAGACAUACUCAAAAGGCGGGCUUGUUUAAGGCUUCCACAGAAGUGUAAGUAUGAGAUUACUGCUUCAUUUCCUGACACCUUGACAAGUAGCAUACCAGGGGGCAAGAAGCUGAGCUGCUGGGGAGAGGUAGGCAGACCAGGAAGUAGGCCAGGGGCAGGAAAUGAAGCCCUGCUGUCUGCCAUCUCUACUGAAUAGAGCAAAUGAUCCUCUAUUAACUAAAAAAAUAGAAGAGUGAUGUGGUUCUUUCCAGUGCGCCUACAUAGCGUUGCUGUGUGUACCACAGGAUGACUGCAUGCUCCUUUCCCUAUCGAUCCCACUGUGCUGUAUCCAGGACUUAACUUGAAACUUUUCAGGAAAGCCUAUUGCCCAAUGUGAGCGUUAGGUAUAACUCUUAAAUUUCUGUUUACAUUGAAAGCUGUUCAUUCACGGUGCCUCCCCCACUCCUAAGACCAAAGAUGACCAAAUAACAUGGUAGACUCUGAUUAUUGUCUGACCUAGAAAGACCAAAGAGGUUAUGUCCAUUAAAUCUGUAAAUGCUGCUGUGUCUGGAAAGAAAGCCUUUAAAUCACCGGUGGAAGUGGCGCCAACAGAUAAUCUCAAUGGCCAGUUGUUCCGGCAUUUAUAAAUAGAAAGGCCUGUGGGCUGUGGGCUAAUGUUCAAGGACGGGACUGUAGAAAGUGGAAGCGAUAAACCAGUUCUCAGUAGGAGGAAGUGGGACGUUUGUGAGUGGGGAUUAGGGACACCAAUAGGAACAGCUCCUUUGAUAAAACAGUUACUACAUUCCCACGACAACCUAAACACAGACUACCUCUUUCCUUAUCAGAUCUGCUAAGCUGUGAGGUUCUAAGAGGUCUGGGUGUGUUGUUUAACCUUUUGAAGAUCACAUUUCAUUAUAACAUUCCGGCCAGACAUUUGAAAAUGACGUUUGUUCUUAUAGUGUCCCCAAGUCUGCUGAGGGCCCAUCUUCUAGUUUCUAUUUCUAGUUGCACUUCUGAAAUUUCAUGUUUUGUUUGCUGGCUUUUAAAAUAUAGAUCAGAUCAAUUUUCCCGACUUCAUGAAUAAUCCUAAAUUCACUAGAGUAAAAAACUGAUUUCUUUGUUAAUUACUUGUACAAUGAAGGAUGCCUUUUCAAAAUAAACUGGUAAUGUUGAAUGGUA
Messenger RNA from Grammomys surdaster, 2768 nucleotides. RefSeq names its product phospholipid phosphatase 6 (gene Plpp6). The record is from RefSeq and is a predicted model, not a curated record. NCBI's taxonomy places the organism in Eukaryota, Metazoa, Chordata, Mammalia, Rodentia, Muridae. Bases 76 to 948 code for a protein of 290 amino acids. Gene Ontology annotation, molecular function: sphingosine-1-phosphate phosphatase activity. The transcript has a single exon.